AUGAGUUUCUCAGUGAAUGGAGAAUCCCAAGUCCCUCCUGGAUUCAGAUUUCAUCCAACAGAAGAGGAGCUUUUGCAAUACUAUUUGAGAAAAAAAGUUGAUCUUCAGAGGAUUGAUUUGGAUGUUAUCCCAGAUGUUGAUCUUAAUAAACUCGAGCCAUGGGACAUUCAAGAGAAAUGCAAAAUUGGAUCUACACCACAGAAUGAUUGGUAUUUUUUCAGUCACAAGGAUAAAAAGUACCCCACUGGUACGCGUACUAAUCGUGCAACUGCAGCUGGAUUUUGGAAAGCAACAGGCCGUGACAAAGUGAUAUAUAGUAACUCUCGACAGAUAGGCAGGAGGAAGACGCUUGUUUUCUACAAUGGUCGAGCUCCUCAUGGGCGAAAGUCCGAUUGGAUCAUGCAUGAAUACAGGCUUGAAGCCGAUGAUAAUGAAUUAGAGGGGUUAACACAAGAAGUGGGGUGGGUGAUUUGUCGAAUAUUUAAGAAGAAAAAUCAAUGUAAAACCCUCGAUAGUACUUCAUCCGGCGACCAAAAAUUGUUGAAUUCAUCGGAGGAAGGGACAUUGGAACAAAUUCUCCAGUACAUGGGAAGUACAUGCAAGGAGGAAUUAGGCAUGCCGAUAAACACUAGCCGUGGUCGAAAUAGCUUCACCAAACUCCCCAGUCUCGAGAGCCCCGAGGACUCUUCUUCCGGCAGCCAAAGUUUUAAUCAACCCGCGAUUGGUAUUCAAGAUUGGGUAACACUUGACAGGGUGGUGGCAUCACACCUCAAUGGUGAAAGAAAGACUAAUUGCAAGCAGUUAUCUGCUGGUUUUACGAGUUUCUGCAUCAAUCCCAGUGAUGAUGGUGAUGAUCAACGUCCACAAUUACAUCAACAACUUACGUCGUCUUCCCUUUCCAACACGCAUUACGAAACUGAUUCUCAAUUGGAUUAUAAUCAUAAUGAUUUUGAUUUAUGGAGUUGCUUAAUGCGAUCAUCUUCAUCGCAGUGCAACUUACCAAAUGUACCCCGUUUCUAG
This is a messenger RNA of Fraxinus pennsylvanica, 1020 nucleotides long. The record is from the annotation of a GenBank genome assembly. NCBI's taxonomy places the organism in Eukaryota, Viridiplantae, Streptophyta, Magnoliopsida, Lamiales, Oleaceae.